AUGGCUACCGCUCCGGACUACAAGAACAUUCCGCAUUCGCACCGCCUGCCUGUCGCCCACCGCGAUGUCCAGCGCACCUUCACGAGGCUCUCCCGCCAGUCGCUCAUCUCGCUCGCGCAGCAAUGGUUGAGCAGGAAGAACCGUGACUUCUGCAAGCCAUUCUUACUCAGCGACCGCGAUGAGGUAGAUGACGAGGGGGACGAUGACCUGAACGAGGAGCUGUAUGAGCCGGCGCAGAGCUACGAGGAGCUGCUGGAGAAAUACAACGAGCUAGCCGCGCGCAAGGGCGGGAGGAGAGAGGUGCUCGACCGCAUACUCGAGGGAGACUGGAGGAGCGGGGUGUCCAUGUAUAUGCUCGCGACGGCGGAGAUACAGUACUUGCUAGACCACCCGAACUCUUUGCGCUGGACCGCAAGACGGCUGACCCGGAUACCCAAUGCGCGCUCAGCCAUCACUGACAUGGAGGUCACAAACGACUCUGACCACCUUCCCCGCUUCCAAGCACAGACGUUCAUGUCGAAUCUCGUCCGCGAGCUGACACCGCUGAUGAAGGCGCACUACCUGAUUACGAGGAUCAAGACAUCGCCCAUGACCAUCUUGCGCGUCUACAUACACGACUCGCCGUACAGCAAUGAGAGCGCACUAGCCCUGGAAUCGAAUAGCACAGACAGUGCCAAGGCAGUGUUCUUCAUGUGGCCCAAUGGUUCGCCGUUCGUGUACUCGUCUUUGGCUACACACACUGGGCAGGUGGUAGGAGAUGACGGACGACACUUGAGAGACAUUGUGCAGCAGGCGAUACCCAAAGCUUUCUCACGACCUUCAGCAAGAUAUCAGCUCACAAGCACGAACUUCACCACCAAGUCGCUCGACGCUCUUCUAGCGUACCGCGGGCCGGGAAAGAGCAAUGGCGCAACAGGAGGAUGGAGUAUCUUCCAGGACCAUAGCUUCAGCCAAAACGCACUAGACUUCAUUACUGCUCAGAAGAAUGAUGAACAGGGCAAGGACAGUAAAGGAAAGAACAUUGCCAAUACUUUCGCCAAGGUUGGUCCAGGGCGGCCGAAGCGGGCACUGGACAGCACCGAGACACCCGAGUCGAAGAGGAGGAAAGAAGUCGCACAGGGUCGAUUCGGCACUUCUGCCCAACCAGAUGAUGGACAAGGGCUUGAGAGAUUCGAAGUCCGCAUCGAUGAUCCCUUCCCCUCCACCCAGAGCAAAGGUGUAGAGGCGGAUGACGACACCUCAAGGACGAGCGCUCAGCCUUCAAAUCGCGGUCGCAGAGGUCGACACUCAAUAUUCGACAGAACAGCAGAAGAGACGGAGCAAAUUCAGAGCGACGACGGUUGGGUACCGAGCGUGCGCAUCGCCUUCACUGGCACACACGUUUUCGCCGGCAUCAGGCAACUGGUGGAGGAGGGCAUCGUGGACGGCGAGAAGAUGCCGGGCUGGAUGACAGGCGAGGCAGGUGUCACAAUAGGUGCAGUAAGAGAAGGGAGGAUAAGAGCGAAAGACGGUGUUCCAGUUCGCGUCUACUUCCACGCCGACGACGACAUUAUCAACAUUCAUGAGCGUCUGCUCGACAGCAAGCUGCCCAACUGGAAGACCUACUACGCCGAACAUGAGACGUCUACUGCGGCAAAAGGCGAGAUCCAUCAUAUCGAUCGUUAUACACGGGACGUGAGCUAUGAGGCUCUCAGCUUCUGGCUCUACCAAGACCCUGGGUCUUUCAAUGGAACUGCCACGAUCAAGCUCGGUCCGUGUCUUGAUUGUUUCGAAGGCGAGGAAGAACAACCAAUCGCUUUGAGCUCCGCCAUGCAGUUCUACAUCUUCGCUGACCAGAGAGGCUGGCAUAGGCUCAUGGACGAGCUGAUGACAUGGAUGUUCAAGAAGUACAAGCAACAGUCCAUCCCGCCAAACCAAGAGAAGGUCCUUUGGGUCUACACCAGGACGGGUCAUUGCUCUGCUUUAAGGCGCUUGUUUGUCGACCUACGUGUCAAGUUCUGCAACACAGACUGGGACACGACCUCCAACGUCGAGGACAAAGAGGAUGCAGUGAACGAGGAGAUGAAGCUGUGGCGCGAACGUUUUCUCUUCGUAAUGCCACUUGUGCAAGCUGCAGAGGAACUGGAAUUAAUCUCAUUAUUUUGGAGGAUCAGAGGCAACACACAGGAACCGAGCAGGAUCUGGGCAUCUAGAUAUGGACAUUGGCUUUCAGAAGGACUUUCGAGCAAAAGUGAGCUGUGGGUUGUAAGCACAUUCGUGUCCGCCGGUUAUCCAUUUCUUCUCAAAAUGCCUCUUACCUCCCCCGCAACACUCUCUUGCUUUGUCAGCUGCCUCGCACCUUCCCCAAAUAUAUAUCGAGACCGCGUACCUCCAGACACUGUGCGUGUCCACGGUCUUCACACGAUAUUCAUCGAUCUACACCUCAACUUUUGCGACUUCGACUUCGACGAACACUUUAAUAAUAAUGUCGCUAAGCGGGAAGAGUUGCAAAGAUGGCCGGGGGAGUUCUGGUUCAACUUCUUCGUUGCCCAUGGAAAUAUGAAGCACAAGGAGCCCAAGGCUGACGGCAGUGAUAUGGAGAAUGCAACAUUCAAGGCUGAGGAAGAGUCUCCUCCUGACAAUUCGCUUGUCUUGGACCUUAUUCUCUACUACCUCCGCCACGAUGGCAAGAGGAUUGAAACCUACGACGAGGAGAACACUACUCGAUGAAGAGAGAGACGAAAAGGGAGACAUACUCGGCAGUAUAUCUGGUCAAGAACGUAACCGAGGCCAAGUGCAAUUUCUUGAUGGCACAAAUCGUGGGCACCAUGAAUAUGUUUUGCUUGGAUCCUCGGUAUUCUUGAUCGCUUGCCGGAACCACGCAAGCCUCUACGUAGCUGCUUUAUUCAAAAAUUGCCGAACUGUUGGAAUGAUAGCGACAUUCCACCGGAGGGGAUACCUAGACUGCGGCAGUCUAACCGCAUUUGAGACCCAUAUAAUGCAUCCUGCAGGAUACUGUACAGUAGCGAACAGUAGCGUUGCUUGGCUGGGAGAGGGCUUGUUCGUGGGAUCGUUUUAAG
Molecule: messenger RNA, 3059 nt
Organism: Macroventuria anomochaeta
Lineage: Eukaryota; Fungi; Ascomycota; Dothideomycetes; Pleosporales; Didymellaceae
Product: CHL4-domain-containing protein
Exons: 6
Coding region: 1-2709 (902 amino acids)
Biological process (GO): chromosome segregation; CENP-A containing chromatin assembly
Source: RefSeq, a predicted model, not a curated record